AAAACAAAUCAGUUUGAAAUUGACAAUAUAUCGUAGCAGUCGCCUUGAGAUGAAAUUCGUGGCCAUUCUUCUGAUGAGCAUUCUUACCAUUGCGAUGGUGGUGGCAUUUCCUGAUAACGACGAUGCAGAUGCUGUUGUGCCAGCUGGUGGCCAGCAUGCUCUUGCACUGGCCAGUCCGGCAGAUGAGGGAUCCGCGGAUUCAUCGCCAUCAGCAGACCAGAGCUCUAACAGCAUUCGCCGGCCUCGUCAUCUUCUAGGCAAACUCUUACAUCCCCAGCCCGUGGUGGUGCAGCCCAUUAUUGUAAGUCCAGGGGUCUAUCCCCGGCAGUUUCCUGGAGCAUAUUCCGGAUAUGGGGCGCCCUAUCCGUACUACAACGAGGGUAGAUCUGGGAAGUAUUGGUAGCGUGGAUACUUAAGACGUGUUUGUAGAGAAUUUGUAUAAAUAAAUAUGAUUUCACUUAAAAAUCAA
This is a messenger RNA of Drosophila kikkawai, 469 nucleotides long. RefSeq lists its product as uncharacterized. Lineage: Eukaryota; Metazoa; Arthropoda; Insecta; Diptera; Drosophilidae. The record is from RefSeq and is a predicted model, not a curated record.